Messenger RNA from Prorocentrum cordatum, 381 nucleotides. The record is from the annotation of a GenBank genome assembly. NCBI's taxonomy places the organism in Eukaryota, Dinophyceae, Prorocentrales, Prorocentraceae.
GGCAUCGAGACGGUGCGGCGGGACUGGUCGGACCUGGUGCGGCAGGGCUUGGACCAGACGCUGCGGCUGCUGCUGAGGCCCGAGGGGGGCGGCGAGGCUGCCGCGGUGGACCACGUGCAGAAGCUCUGCGCCCAGGUUCGCCAGCAGAAGGUGGACAUCGGGAAGCUGAUCAUCUCGAAGUCUCUCGGCCGGGAGGACUACGCUGCGAAGCAGCCCCACGUGGCCGUCGCGGAGAAGCUGCGCAAGCGGGACCCGUCCACCGCCCCGUCCAUAGGCGACCGGGUGCCCUACGUCAUCUGCGCGGGCGCCGCCCGGGCCUCCCUGUGCGACCGGGCCGAGGACCCCUUGCACGCGCUGGAGAGCGAGCUGCCCAUCUCGGCG